Nycticebus coucang (slow loris) is the source of this 2874-nucleotide messenger RNA. RefSeq names its product SIN3-HDAC complex associated factor (gene SINHCAF). Bases 194 to 859 code for a protein of 221 amino acids. Lineage: Eukaryota; Metazoa; Chordata; Mammalia; Primates; Lorisidae. The transcript has 6 exons. Gene Ontology annotation, biological process: negative regulation of cell migration. The record is from RefSeq and is a predicted model, not a curated record.
AAAGCGGAAUCUACACCUUCCCGGCCAGCGGUAGCAACUGCAGAACUGCAGGAGACAAUCUUUCUAGACAAGGCAGUUGAGGAGGAGGGAGCGAUUGGAGUGGGGGGUGGGUUGGCCUGGCGUGCACUCCGCACCUCGGCAACGCUAUUGCGCGUGGAACGGCUGCUUCUGUUAGACUUGCCCAGAAGAAAAGAUGUUUGGUUUUCACAAGCCAAAGAUGUACCGAAGUAUAGAGGGCUGCUGUAUUUGCAGAGCUAAGUCUUCCAGUUCUCGAUUCACUGACAGUAAACGCUAUGAAAAGGACUUCCAGAGCUGUUUUGGGUUGCAUGAAACUCGUUCAGGGGACAUCUGCAAUGCCUGUGUCCUGCUUGUGAAAAGAUGGAAGAAGUUGCCAGCAGGAUCAAAAAAAAAUUGGAAUCAUGUGGUAGAUGCAAGGGCAGGACCCAGUCUAAAGACCACAUUGAAACCAAAGAAAGUGAAAACUCUGUCUGGGAACAGGAUAAAAAGUAACCAGAUCAAUAAACUGCAGAAGGAAUUUAAACGUCAUAAUUCUGAUGCUCACAGUACCACCUCAAGUGCCUCCCCAGCUCAAUCUCCUUGUUACAGUAACCAGUCAGAUGAUGGUUCCGAUACAGAGAUGGCUUCUGGUUCUAAUAGAACACCGGUUUUUUCCUUUUUAGAUCUCACAUACUGGAAAAGACAGAAAAUAUGUUGUGGGAUUAUCUAUAAAGGCCGUUUUGGGGAAGUCCUCAUCGAUACACAUCUGUUCAAGCCUUGCUGCAGCAACAAGAAAGCUGCUGCUGAGAAGCCGGAGGAGCAGGGCCCAGAGCCUCUGCCCAUCUCCACUCAGGAGUGGUGACUGAGGUUCUCAUGUAGAAGGGGAGCAAAAAUGAUUUAAAUUUUGAAAAGACCACAAAGCAACAAACUGACCCUCCUAUUUUUAACUUGGAUACCUGCUAUUCUGCCAAAAGACAACUUUUAGAAUAGUUUUGAGUGGGCUAUUUUUCCCCCCAGUUCCACAAACUCUGAAGCCAGUAUCUAGGUGACUAAAAAAGAAUUGUACAUAAUAUUUAAGAUGCUGAGUAUUUCAUAGGAAAGCUGAAUGCUGCUGUAAAGUGCUCUUUAAGUCUUCUUCUUUUUUUUAAUCCCCUGUAAUGAAUGAAACUAAGGGGAAUUUCAGGGGACAGAGAUGGGAUUUGUUGUAUGAUAAACAGUAUGUAGUUUUAGUCUUUCUCUAUUGAGAAGCAGUGGUUGGGGCAUUUUUAAAGAUGGCUGGCUAUACUUGUUUUCCCUCAUGAUAAUAAUUUUGUCAUAAUACAGUAACAUAGACUUGCCCCUAGAGGUAAUUGUUAAUAAUUUUGAAUAUUAAGGUCUUGCCAAGGUUGUGACAAUUCAAACCUGUACUACUGAUUAUUAAGCAGGACAGACUGAGCUUUCUGUUACAAAUACCUUGACGGAAAAUAUACAGAGAGGUAACUGUGUAUUUUGCAUCCUGUGCCACCUCCCUUCAUAUUAAUAUUUGAGAAAGAUUUUAAUUUAUGGGGUGGUGCCUGUGUCUCAAAGGAGUAGGGCGCCGGCCCCAUACACCGGAGGUGGCGGGUUCAAACCUGCCCUGGCCAAAAAAAAGAAAAAAACUGCAAAAAAGAAAAAAAAAGAUUUUGAUUUAUGUGGAAUUUCUAAAGCAGAGUGAAAGCUCCUCUUAAGGAAAUGACAAGUCUUUAAGAGAGGUGAGACCCCAUAUGAAUAGUACCAAAGUGUUACCACAUGGUAGACAGCAUGAAAAAUGUUUAACUAUCUGAAAAAUAAAAUGUUUAAGUCUUCAGAUGGCACAAAACAAAGGUUAAUGCUUUGGGGGGCAUAUUUCUUAGAGGGCUUGCUGAGUAUGUAAAUAAUUGACUUUUGUUUGUGUUAAAUGACUGUUUGAUGACUUCAUUGAAAAUCUGCACAAUUCAGUUUUAGCUCUGGAUUACUUCAGUUGACCUUUGUGAAGGUUUUAUCUGUGUAGAGUGGAUGUUUAACUUCUUUUAACCUGUUAGGGUUUUUAUUAUUAUUUUUUUCACUCUAUAUUUAAAGUAAAAUUUACUAAAAGAAAAGAGGUGUGUGUUAGUGGUAAGUGGGUUGGUUUUGGUUUGGCUUCUUUUAGUCAGGCUUUUUGGACAUUGAGAUACUGUGCUUGGAGUUCUUCAAUUCUAAAAUCCUCAUUCAAAGCCUCUCUCUUGAACCCAAACCAAAGUGUUCUUAUUGCCUCUUUUCUGAAAGUUCAGGAGAAAAAUAUUACCAGUUCAGACUUUUCAUGAGGGAGGAGUAUUUGCUUGCCUUAUAAUGACAUGAUUAGUUUUUAUUUUUUGAACUGGAUUUUAAAAAUUGGGUAGUAUAACAAUAAGGAGUGAGCCACUUUUUAUGGGCACCCUAUAGUUUUGUAGUUCUUAAUCUAAACAUUUUAUAUUUCCUCCUCUUGGAAAAAGCCUACAUGUGAUAAGCCAUCAUAUGCACAGACUACACAGUUAGUUGGGCCGGCUCGCAUGGCCUUUGAGGUGAAUUACAGGAGUCCAGCCAUGAUCAUCCUCCUGAGUUCUUUUGAAAUGGUUUUUUUUUUUUUUUGUACAUUUUGGCUACAGUAUUGGUGGUAGAAUAUACUAUGAUAUGGAUCAUCUCUACUUCUGUAUUUAUUUAUUUAUUACUAGACCUCAACCACAGUCUUCUUUUUUCCCUUCCACCUCUCUUUGCCUGUAGGAUGUACUGUAUGUAGUCAUGCACUUUGUAUUAAUAUAUUAGAAAUCUACAGAUCUGUUUUGUACUUUUUAUACUGUUGGAUACUUAUAAUCAAAACUUUUACUAGGGUAUUGAAUAAAUUUAGUCUUAUUAGAAAAUAAA